CCAGAUACUUUCUCAAGCCGCAGCAAGACCUACUGGAACUUGGGUGUGUCAGAGCAUAAAGUAACACAGAACAAGUCUUCCUUUAACCAAAUCGCUCUGGGUCACUUGUCGACUUCAAGGAGAGUAUCCGUCAAAAGAAAUGGCAUCACCAGUCCCUCUAUCCAAGGCCAACACCACCUUCUCUCUGGCUUUGUUCAAAAAGCUGAGUGAUGACGACAAGACCGGGAACAUCUUCUUCUCCCCUUUUAGCAUCUCUGCAGCCCUGGCUAUGGUGAUGAUGGGGACCAGGGGCAAUACAGCCACACAGAUGUCGCAGGUCCUGUGCUUCACUGAGUCAGACCAACCGAAGCUGCCAGGGGCGCAGCCGUCGAUGAUGCAGUCGCAGAUGGAAACACGGAUGCAGAUGCGGACGCAGUUACAGCAGUCCACCAGACUGCCUCUGUAUCUGCUCAAGGUCUUCUCUGGCUGUUCGCAGUGCCUGAAACCCCAGAACGAUCAAGACAAUGUCCACGCCAAAUUUGCCCAACUGCUGGGAAAGCUCAACGAGACAGACGCUUCCUAUACCCUCAGCCUUGCCAACAGGCUGUAUGGAGAGCAGUCCUACCAGUUUGUUGAGGAUUUCUUAUCAGAAACCAAGAAGUACUACAAUGCUGAGCUGGAGUCUGUGGACUUCAAAGGCAGUCCGGAGGCGGCCAGGGUCCAAAUAAAUAGCUGGGUGGAGAAGCAGACGCAAGGUGAAAUCAAAGAUAUGCUGAUCCAGGGUGUGGUGGACGACAUGACCAGGCUGGUACUGGUUAAUGCCAUCUACUUCAAAGGCGACUGGAACAAAAAGUUCGAGGAGGAGUUUACUGUUGAUGCUCAGUUUAGAGUCAACAAGAAUGUCACGAAGGCAGUGAAGAUGAUGUGCCAGAAAAGUAAAUUCCCCCUCACCUCCAUUCCUGAGGUCAACUGUCAGAUCCUAGAGAUGCCCUAUCAAGGGGGGGACCUCAGCAUGCUCAUCUUCCUGCCCGAUGACAUCGAGGACGACACCACAGGCUUGGAGAAGCUGGAAAAGGAGCUGACCUAUGAGAAGUUUGUGGACUGGACUUGUCCCGACUUGGUGGGCCAAACUGAGGUUGAGGUGAAGCUGCCUCGAUUCAAGAUGGAGGAGAGUUAUGACUUGAAAGAUGUCCUGGUCAGCAUGGGCAUGGUGGAUGCUUUCGAUGUCUCACUAAGUGACUUCUCUGGCAUGUCUCCCGCCAACGACCUGUUACUGUCCAAAGUUGUCCACAAGGCCUUCGUGGAGGUCAAUGAGGAGGGAACCGAGGCUGCUGGUGCCACCACUGCUAUCUUGACGGAUCGCAGCAUCCUGAUUCCUGGCACCUUCAUCGCAGACCACCCCUUCCUCUUCUUCAUCCGACAUAACCCCACCAUGAGCAUUCUCUUUGCCGGCCGGUACUCGUCCCCUGAACACAAAAUGGCAUCACCAACCCCUCUAACCAAAGCCAACACCAUGUUCUCUCUGGCUUUGUUCAAAAAGCUGAGUGAGGUCAAGGCCGGGAAUGUCUUCUUCUCGCCUUUUAGCAUCUCUGCAGCCCUGGCUAUGGCGAUGCAGGGAGCCAGAGGCAACACAGCCAGACAGAUGGCGGAGUGCCUAAAAACCCAGGAUUGUCAGGAUGAAGUCCAUGUUAGCUUUGCCCAACUGCUGAGCGAGCUCAACCAGCCAGACGCUCCGUAUGCCCUCAGCAUUGCCAACAGACUGUAUGGAGAGCAGUCCUUUCACUUUGUUGAGGAUUUCUUCACACAAACCAGGACACACUACAACGCAGAGCUGGAGACUGUGGACUUCAAAACCAAUACUGAGCUAGCAAGGGUCAGCAUCAACAGCUGGGUGGAGAAGCAGACGCAAGGUAAAAUUAAGGAUGCUGUGGCCGAAGACAUGGUGAACAGGUUCACCGUGCUGGUGCUGGUCAAUGCCAUCUACUUCAAAGGCACCUGGAAUGAACCAUUCCUGCAUGUUCGCACGCAUGAUGCUGAGUUUAGGGUCAACAAGAAUGACACUAAGCCAGUGGAGAUGAUGAGACACAAAACAUACUUUCCUUUUGCCUUCGUUCCUGAAGCCAACUGUAAGGUAAUUGAGCAACUGGUCACUCAGUCAAUAUGGCCUCUCAUUUCUAGGACCAGUAUAAACUGUUUUAUUCUGUCAUGUUUGAAACCCUCUGUUGGACAGAUCCUGGAGAUGCCGUACAAAGGAAAAGAGCUCAGCAUGCUUAUCUUUUUACCCGAGGAGAUAGAGGAUAAUACAACAGGUCUGGAGAAGCUGGAGAAGCAGCUGACGUAUAAGAAAUUUGUGAAGUGGACUCGUCCAGACGUGAUGACUGAAGCCAAGGUGGACGUGAGGCUGCCUCGAUUCAAGAUGGAGGAGAAUUACGACCUGAACGACGUCCUGAAAAGCAUGGGCAUGAGGGAUGCUUUUGAUGAAACAAAGAGCGACUUUUCUGGCUUGUCUGAGGCCGAAACCGUGUUCAUUUCAAUGGUCGCCCACAAGGCUUUUGUGGAGGUGAAUGAGGAGGGAACUGAAGCUGCUGCUGCCACCAGUGUGUACUGUGAGAACCUCUGUUGCAAUCCAGAUUUAGUGAACUUCAUCGCCGACCACCCCUUCCUCUUCUUCAUCCGACAUAACACCACCAUGAGUGUUCUCUUUGCCGGCCGAUUCUGCUCGCCUGUGUGAGUACUGUGCCGUGUAGAGCAGCGUGACUCAAUGGGUUUCAUCUAAUGCAGUUGCAGGGAAAGCUUUUAGGCCUGAGAGUCACUGCUCUAGAGUGUGUGGAUAGCACCUCUGCAUUGCUGUAGCUAUGAAGCACAUUUCCCAUCUGAGUUGAAUCUAAAUUACCAUCCCAUGUUUUCAAGACCACAAUUUUGGCAGAAAGUCUUGAAGUGAAAACUGUGGAUGUACUCACUGCACCCUCACAUUAACACCUAGAACAACAAAACUGAAAGUAUCUCACUUGUUGUCCGGUCUGUUGCUUGCAGGUGUGCCUUAAUAAAUGAUUUCCCUGAUGAUUAUAUGCAUUUUGGAAAUAUUCACUCUAUUCACACACUCCGAUCUCUUGAACUGAACCUACACAGCCGAGUGAGUACAAAGCUUUAGAAUGUAAUUGAGUAUAUUGAGCAUAGAGCAUAAUGAAAGAAGAUUGUGAUCUAAUUAAUUCAAAGCACUGCAACAGCAUGU
Molecule: messenger RNA, 3211 nt
Organism: Chelmon rostratus (copperband butterflyfish)
Lineage: Eukaryota; Metazoa; Chordata; Actinopteri; Chaetodontiformes; Chaetodontidae
Exons: 18
Coding region: 140-2710 (856 amino acids)
Biological process (GO): negative regulation of endopeptidase activity
Molecular function (GO): serine-type endopeptidase inhibitor activity
Source: RefSeq, a predicted model, not a curated record